This is a messenger RNA of Erythranthe guttata (spotted monkey flower), 998 nucleotides long. The record is from RefSeq and is a predicted model, not a curated record. Lineage: Eukaryota; Viridiplantae; Streptophyta; Magnoliopsida; Lamiales; Phrymaceae.
AUCCAUUUUUUUCCAAUAUAAAUAGUAACAACGAAUUAUUAAUAAGCGAAAAAUUAACGUAAAAUGAUUUGCUUACGCUAGAACAAAAUAUACAGACACAACAAAAAUGGAGAGAGAAGCAAGGAGGAAGAAGAUAUCUUCUCAAGGGACGGAUCGCAUGGCAUUGAUAACGGGCCGGAUCCAAACCCUCGACCCGAAUCUUUCGAAAUCGUCUUCGUUUUCCGACCCGACCCAACACCAUUUACCCGCGCAGCACGCGCGCUCCACGUCCGAACCCGUUGCGGAAAAGGACAUACCCCUGUUCCAAGAUUAUCAUCAUGGUAUUAAGGAAGUUUCUAGAAGAAAUGCAUCACUUGUCCCCACACGGGCCUCCGAUUUUUCGGACGGUCCAAAUUUACGCGAAAAGCCCAUCGAAUAUCAUCUCGGUUCAAUAACUCCAAAGGAAAUAAAUUUCAGCAUUAUCUCAUCCGAAAACACACGAGCCCUAUGUUCGUUCGCAAUCGCAGUUCUCGUGGUAUUGUCACAUGUUAAUAAUCUCCCACACAAUGUAGUAAAAUCGAAGAGCCUAAUUGCAUAUAGGCCCCUUUACGCCGUUUUAUUAACCGAUGCUUUGAUAGUGGCCGCAAGAAUAGCUCUCUACUCGCAAGAAAAGGAGGAAAACGAAGAAGAAUUUAAGUUCGAGGGCGAUUACGGAAAACAAAAUUGGGAUGGAGCUGUGAAAUUGUUGGAAUGGGGAUUGGUUCUGCAUCAGAUUCUUCGCGCGGUUUUUAUAGAUUGCAGUUUUUAUUUGUCGAUUGUUAUAUGCGGCCUUUGUUUCGUGUAAUAUGCGAGAUUUGGCGUCGAAAUUUUGAGUAGUAUUAUGCAUUAUGUAGAUUAUAAUAAAAUUAUAUAUCUCUUGUUGAGUAAAUUUAAAUUAGAAUUGGUUAUUGCUGUAGACAAGCUUUUUAUGUACUGGAAUAAUUGUAAUAUGUCAUUUUUUUAAUUUAUUUAUUUAUUUA